AUGGACGCACUAGAUUUGUAUGCUACAGUACUAUUACAGUAUAUUAUACGCUACUGCAGCACGAGGCGCAUUUUACUGUACAACAGUGAUCCGAUUAAUACAGAGGAUGCAGGUCCGGGAAACAGGUCUUCCACGCCGAUCAGUCCCGCGCGCCAAACGAAGCACAAAUGUACACAGCUCCCAACUCCCUCCACCUUCAACUACCCGGCUACACUGCACUGCAGUGUUCGGUGCUCCCAAGCGGUUGAGCCGAGCAGCACGCCGCGCUUCUACGACCGGUUACCGCCACCCAUGACUCCUCUGCCACCGCUCCGCCUCUACCUCCUCCUCGUCCUCCUCCCAGCCUCCGCCGUGCAGGCCGCCAGCCCCAGCGGCUGCGGCGGUGCCGACCGCUGCGGCGACCUCGUUCUCCCCUUCCCGUUCCAUCUCAACUCCUCCUGCAGCAGCGCUGGCACCAACUCCUCCCGCUUCCGCCUCUCCUGCGACGCCAACGCCACUCUCACCCUCCCGCUCGAUUCCGCCAUCUUCCGCGUCCUUGCCUUCCUCCCCUCGGGAUCGCUCCUCCUCGACUACGCCCCCACGUCGCCGUCCCCGUGCGAUGCCGCGUACGCCGCGUUCUCCCGAUCGACGUCCCCGGCUGCUGCGCUCGACGCCGCGCCCUUCCUCGCCGUGACGCCGGCCAAUGUCCUCCGCCUCUACGCCUGCGAUGACUCCUCGCUCUGCCGCGCUGGCUGCGACGAUGUCGCGACGUGUGGCCGCGCGGCUGGCGGCAGCAAGUCCGGGUGCUGCUACCCGCUAUCGGACGGCAGCGUCUGGAAGCCCGGGAACGGGCUGGGCGUGUUCGCUGACUUCGGGUGCCGGGGGUUCUCGAGCUGGGUCAAGAACCGGUCCGCGGCGGCAGGAGCGGCAAGCGGGGUUGUGAGGGGGGUUGAGGUCGAGUGGGCCGUGCCGAGGGGCAGCGCCGUGGCAAAAUGUGCCGAUGGCGCGGCACUCGUGAAUGUCACGGCAGUGCACGACGGCGUGCGGUGCGUGUGCGCGGCGGGGCUCGUCGGGGACGGCUUCGCGCAGGGCACCGGCUGCUCAAAAUCGAAAGGGACAUCCUGCAGCAGUGAUGGACAAGCAAGUGACGGCAUGGAUUGUUGCAAGGGACGGUUUUGCUCCCGGAAGGCAGUUGCUCUUGCCGGAUUUUUUGUUUCUCUGUUCUUCCUCGCGGCGGCCGUCUCGUUUUGGCUGUUCCUAAGACAGCCUUCCAAGGAUAGCCGGUGGGAUCUCGACCCGGCGUGCAUCCCAAAGAUCCUCCGGAGUGUGUGCGACGCGAAGCAGUUCACGUACGAGCAGUUGGAGGAAGCGACAAAGAGGUUCGACAGCGAGAAGGCCGUGGACACUGUCGACGGCGCUGUCCACGCCGGCGUGCUCGAUGACGGCUCCGUGGUCGCCGUGCAGAGGAUCGGCUACGAGACGCAGGGGAAGCUCAGGCUGCUCUUGGACCGGAUCGAGCUCCUCUCCGAGAUCUCGCACCGGAACAUCGCCCGCGUCGUCGGCUUCUGCCUCGACUCCAGUAACGCGCUGCUGCUCGUGCACGAGCACUUCGCCGGCGGCACGCUCGAGGACCACCUGCGCCAGAUGAAGUGCCGCGUCCUCAGCUGGUACCACCGUGUCAACAUCGCCAUAGAGCUCGCCAGCGCGCUCACGUACCUGGAGGCGCACGAGACUGCCCCGACCUUCCUCCACGACCUCAAGUCCAGCGAGAUCUUCCUGGACACUGACUUCACCGCCAAGAUCGCCGGGUACAAGCUCACCAGGCCAGCGACCUAUUACUCCGCAUCAUACGACCAGGACGUCGUGUGCAACUUCGGUCACCUCUUGAUCGAGCUACUGACGGGGCUGAGGCAGCAGAUCCCGUUCGACUCGGUCGCGCCUACGGUGAGGGAAGGGAAGCUCCACAAGGUCAUCGACCCGACGCUCCUGUCGGGGAAGCAGCUCCCGGCCUCGCACGAUGAGGUGAGAAAGGUGUUCGAGCUCGCAGUCCGGUGCCUGUCCAGUGCCGAGAACGAGUUGUGCAUGCUCACCGUCGCUAAGGAGCUGAUGCACAUCCUGAGGGACAACAACGGGAGCAGCAGCAAGAUCGAGAUCUCCCUCGAGGAGACGUUCUCUAGCUCGAGCCUGCUGCAGAUGAUCUCCAUGUCGCCGGACACCCUGCAUCACCAUCUUCCUUGAAGAUAGACGAUGAUGCGAAUAUUCAGAGCAGGA
Molecule: messenger RNA, 2250 nt
Organism: Phragmites australis (common reed)
Lineage: Eukaryota; Viridiplantae; Streptophyta; Magnoliopsida; Poales; Poaceae
Product: probably inactive receptor-like protein kinase At2g46850
Exons: 3
Coding region: 1-2217 (738 amino acids)
Biological process (GO): protein phosphorylation; cell surface receptor signaling pathway
Cellular component (GO): plasma membrane
Molecular function (GO): protein serine/threonine kinase activity; ATP binding
Source: RefSeq, a predicted model, not a curated record